AAAUCAGAGAUUGUGAAAAGUGGAUAGGGACUGGCGUGUUCUUAUGGAAUACGAUUCCUUUACAUAAAUACAAGCUCUGAAGAAUCGCAUGCUGAUAGAUUGACUGAUUCCACUGCCACUGCUGCUUCUUCCACCAUUAGCUUAAAUUAUCGUUUCUCACACUAGAAAUUCAUGCAAAAUCCAAACCCGAUAAAUAAUUUAAAAAGAAAGAUGAAAAGUAAGCAGGCUGCAGUUGAAGAUUGUUCUUUCUUCUAUAGUGGUCUGCUUUUGACUGCAUUCAGUCUUGUUUUAAUUUCAAAAAGCGAUUCAGGAGAGACAGCUUUGUUUUCUUGCCUCUCUCUCUCUCUCUCUGCAUUCAUUGAGCGAAAGUAAGCUGACCCACUCUCUCUGCAUUCAUUCAGGGAAAAGAACAAGCUGACCCACCUCAUCUUUUUGAUUCUUUCAAUUUUGUGAUUUGAAGGGUCCAAGUGGGUGUCUGAAAUAACUAGUUUUGGUGGGUGCUUUAAUUCUGGUUCAAGCACCAGAACCAGAAUUCUGUUCCUGCCUUUUUCUCUUUGAUAUAUAUCCAUCCAAAGAGCAAACAGAGUGCUGAAAGGUUGGAUUUUUGUGAUUGAGUGGGAGUCUAAUCAGGAGAAAAAGAAAGAACCAUGCAGUUCGACUUUGGAGUGGUGUUGAUGUGCUCGGCCGAUUUUUACCUCUUUUGAGGAUAAGAAGGGGAGAAGAUUGCGUUAGAUAGUGGAAGUUUUGAUAGUUUUUCCAGUUUUGGGCAGUGAUGGCUGUGGUUGGUUCAGAAAGUUGAAAUAUCUUGUGGGUUUUGGGAGUUCUUUAGAUUGAGUGUUUGUUGGAAAGAAGCGAAGUUGUGCUGAAGCUCUCUUUCUUGCGAGGUGGAGGACGGAAAACACCGUCGGAUGCUCGUUUUUGCUCUGUGCUAGCUAGCUCUUUCAAACUUGGAGCAAUUGUUUUCUCAUGGGAAAUCAUGUCGCCGAAGUUAUGGAAGGAUUGCCAUCGGCUCGAACCAUUAAGGUGCAUGCUCAAAUGUGUUCAGAACUAUUAAAAGUGGUCGCCAAAGUUUCAAAAGUUUUUCCAGAGAUAGAAGCAGCCCGUCCUCGAUGCUCGUCAGGAUUGGAGGCACUUUGCUUGUUAAACAAUGGGAUUGCCAAAGCUAAGUCUCUGCUACAGCACUGCAGUGAGUCCAGCGCACUUUAUUUGGCUCUUACUGGAGAUGCUAUACUGUCGAGAUGUAAAAAAUCAAGGAACUUAUUGGAGCAGAGUCUCAGCCAAAUUCAGAAUAUGGUUCCAGUGAUGUUGGCUGCAAAGAUUUCUGGAAUUAUUGCUGAUCUUAGGAGUGCGGUGUUUUGGUUGGAUCCAUCUGAAGAGGAGGCUGGGAGGGUGCUACGGGAAUUGCUUCAUAGAUACGGUUCCACUAUUGAUUCCACAGAAGAAGCUACACUUGCUGCUGUUCAGACUGUUUCCUCCCUGCUUCAUAUUUCGUCUCCGAAAGCUCUAUUAAUUGAGAAAAGAUCCAUCAGAAAGCUUCUUGAGAAAUUUGGUGAAAGCGAACCGAGUAAGAGGAAGAUCUUAUCAUUUUUUCUGAGUCUUCUGAACAAAUAUGGAAAGAUUAUAGUGAAAGAGCCAAACCACAAUGGUUCGUCAGAACGUGAAGAUCUCUAUCCAUUUGAAAGACCUUAUGAUUUAUCAGGUGAAGUGGAACUCCGUGCAAAUUAUAGGUCAAAUGCUCAGAUUGACAUGUUAAGUAGGCCUGUUCCACCUCUGGAAUUCAUAUGCCCUUUAUCAUCGAGGUUAAUGUACGAUCCUGUUGUCAUUGCUUCGGGUCAAACAUAUGAAAGGAUGUGGAUCCAGAAGUGGUUUGAUGAAGGUCAUGACACAUGCCCAAAAACGAACAGGAAGCUCAACCAUUUGUCGUUCACAUCAAAUACUGGCAUGAAAGACCUAAUCACGAAAUGGUGUUCCAUGCAUGGCGUGUCUAUUCCUGACCCAGAAAUUCAGCAAACACUAGUUAAGUCUUGGGAAACCUCUAUGAAUUCCAUUGCUAGCCUGAGCAGUUCCAUGAAUGAUCUAUAUCUUCCGCUGGAUCUCAGCAACACGUUACUUGGAUCUAGUCAGGGUUCAAACCUGUACAAGAAUAUUGGUGAUAAUGAGAAACCCUCACAUCAGAUAGAUAUGGAGGAAUUCAGUAGGCUUCCAUGGGAUUCUCAGUGCAUUGCUGUUGAAGAUGUCAAAAAGCUAUUGAAACACAAUGAUGAAUCUUGGUCAGUAAUUCCAUCUGAAAAGUUCAUUCCGCUAAUCCUUGGGUUUUUGAAGGAUGCUCACGACCUUCAUGAUGUAGAAGCACAGAUGACCGGAUGCCUAUUAUUGUUUGAAUUUGUGCACAAAAACAGAAACAGUAUAUCGUACAUGAAGGAAGACGCAUAUGAUCUUUUGGCAUCGUUUCUUGAUACAGAGGUAUCCGAGCAAGCUCUCGCCAUAUUGGAGGAGCUGUCCUUCGACCAACAUUGUGGUCACAGAAUUGCAGCAUCUGCUGCAUUUAUUGGCAUCUUGAACAUUAUUGACAGCCGGAUUAAGGAAUUGCUGGAGCCUGCCUUGAAAAUAUUGUGUAACUUGUCUUCAAAUGGUGAUGUUGAUUCCUUCAUCAUUCCUUCCAUGUUCAUUCCCAAACUAGUCCCACUUUUUGAGGAUGAUAAUUUGGCAAGAUACUGUAUCACCAUUUUGAAGAAUUUGUGCCACAAUGAAGACGGUAGGAUGUAUGUUGCAGAAACCGAUGGUUGUAUCGCUUCAAUAUCCAAACUGCUUGAGAAAGACAGUCAUGAUGACCAAGAGCAUGCCGUCUGUGUACUUCUUUCUUUGUGCUCUCAGCGUCUCGAGUACUGUCACUUGGUUAUGGACGAGGGCGUUAUCCCAGGCCUCGUCAGUGUCUCCAUCAACGGGAACAAGAAAGCGAAGGCUAUGGCAAUGGAACUACUGCGGAUUCUGAAAGAAGAAUUAAAUGCUAGGGGAGAGAGCUCAAGAUCAGAUGUUAGCACAGACUCCAGCAAACAACAGAAAGAUAAAAAUCCUCCUAAAGCACGAGGAUUGUUCGGGAAAUUUUUCUCAAAACCAAGUGCUUUGGCUGCAAGGAAGAAAAAAUAGAACUCAUUGCCAAGAACUAUGCUUGAACUCCUUCAGGCCAGUGUGAGAUUACACAAAAUGUCUGGUUAGAAUUUUUUUCCUCAGCUGCUAUUGUAGAUAUGUAAUUACAGAUUUCAGUGUCAUACGAUGCCGGUCACUCUAGUUAGCUGUUAGUAUCGCAUAUAGCUGUAUUUAGCAGUUACUUUCUUUCGUAGAUUAGGUUUGAUCCAUAAUGCAAACUGCGAUCAUAUUAGUUAUCGUUACGGAUAGAAAUGUACAGUUUCCAUCAUUGAAUGCUGAAAGUUCUUCCAGUUGUUUUUA
Molecule: messenger RNA, 3447 nt
Organism: Sesamum indicum (sesame)
Lineage: Eukaryota; Viridiplantae; Streptophyta; Magnoliopsida; Lamiales; Pedaliaceae
Product: ARM repeat superfamily protein
Biological process (GO): protein ubiquitination
Molecular function (GO): ubiquitin-protein transferase activity
Source: RefSeq, a predicted model, not a curated record